Molecule: messenger RNA, 2519 nt
Organism: Pygocentrus nattereri (red-bellied piranha)
Lineage: Eukaryota; Metazoa; Chordata; Actinopteri; Characiformes; Serrasalmidae
Gene: egln1a
Product: egl-9 family hypoxia-inducible factor 1a
Biological process (GO): cellular response to hypoxia; peptidyl-proline hydroxylation to 4-hydroxy-L-proline
Cellular component (GO): cytoplasm; nucleus
Molecular function (GO): ferrous iron binding; L-ascorbic acid binding; peptidyl-proline 4-dioxygenase activity
Source: RefSeq, a predicted model, not a curated record
UGAGAUCUGAUUGGUUAGUGAUACUGCUAUUGAAGCGUUGUUUCGGAAGUCCCGGAAGAAUAUUACCGAGUGUAAGUGUUUGGGACAUAUUUGGGACAGGGCCCCGUUAAGCCCCGCCUCGGCGCUGACGUCAGGAGUGUGUUUGCAGUGUGGACGUGCGGAAUGUGAGCGCCGCGGCCGCCAGAGAAGAAGGAAAAGAACACGCAGUGUAGCGCGAGCGAUGGGCGCUGCCCGCGCGGCUCAAUCCGAUAUUAGUCCAUGUUUAAACGUGAAAACUGAUUGCAGGACUGAGUGCAGGUUUUAGUGCGGAGGAGCGCCGCUGCUGCACCGACUAGCUCCAUCCACACGCCGCGUACUGCUGUACUGUGGCAUUAUCGUCAUUACUGUCGUUAUUAUUGAUUAGGGAUCAGUAGUAUCGGAGAUGGAGGAGCCGGCGAGCGCUCCGGACCCGGACCGGGACCGGGACCGACAGUACUGCGAGCUGUGCGGGAAAAUGGAAAACCUGCUGAAAUGCGGCCGCUGCAGAAACUCCUUCUACUGCAGCAAGGAGCACCAGAAGCAGCACUGGAAGAAGCACAAACUGACCUGCAGGGAGGCGGAGGAGAAGCAGAGAGCUCAGAAACCUCCUCCGGACAGCAAGAAUGAGCAGCAGGGCUCCACGGAGGGCUCCUCGGACGCGGGGAAAGUGAAAGAUGUCAUCAGCAGUGCUGAAGGCUCGGAGGUCUCGGAGGGGAAGCUGUCAGACGACGGCAUCAACAACAACAACAGCAGCAGCAGCACCCUGAGGCCGAGCAGUGGCGCAAGGUCCUCCCCUCAGAAGCUGGCGCUGGAGUACAUCGCCCCCUGCAUGAACAAGCACGGCAUCUGCGUGGUGGACAACUUCCUGGGCGAGGAGACCGGACUGAGCAUCCUCGCCGACGUCAAGGCGCUACAUCAGAGCGGGAAGUUCACUGACGGACAGCUGGUCAGCCAAAAAAGUGACUCCUCUAAGGACAUACGGGGGGACCAAAUAGCCUGGAUCGAGGGUCAGGAGCCCGGCUGCAAGAAAAUCCGCUUCCUGAUGAGCCGCAUGGAUGACCUAAUCCGACACUGCAAUGACAAACUGGGGAACUACAGGAUAAACGGAAGAACGAAAGCUAUGGUGGCUUGUUACCCCGGUAACGGAACAGGAUAUGUGCGCCAUGUGGACAACCCUAACAGUGAUGGGAGAUGUGUCACAUGUAUAUAUUAUCUUAAUAAGAAUUGGGAUGCAAAGGAACAUGGGGGACUGCUGAGAAUAUUUCCUGAAGGAAAGUCACAGUUUGCAGAUAUCGAGCCUAAAUUUGACCGGCUGCUUUUUUUCUGGUCUGACAGACGGAACCCGCAUGAGGUUCAGCCAGCAUACUCCACCAGGUAUGCUAUAACGGUGUGGUAUUUCGAUGCUGAUGAACGAGCUCGUGCUAAAGAGAAAUACCUGACAGGUUCUGGAGAAAAGGGAGUGAAGGUGGAGCUUAACAAGCCGUCUGAGCCGUGCUGACGAGUGCUCCUCCCGAAACGCUCCAAGCGGAGAAUAAACCGAAAACCGACAUACAAAUGUACAGACGUCUGUAUCAGCGACGGAACCAGAAACAUUGAGAAACAAGCUGUUAUUAUUCAGGCAGAAACAACUCAUUUUGAAUGUAAUGCCAUCAAAGUUUUUUACAAGCCGAGCGCAGAAUGGACCACAAUCUGAAGGAGGACGUCCUCUCAUUUCGGCCUCCUUAUUUUGUUUUGUUCUGGUUUGUUUUUUUGGUAAAGUCCUCUUAAAACAAAGAAGUGUUAAAAGGUUCUUUGAGCAGUGACGUAGAACAGAGGCCUUCAAAUCUGGACCUUCAACCAAUCUUUCCAGUCCUGGAUUUUGUGCUCACUGGCAGGUCAGUGAUCACAAAAUCCAGGAGCGGAAACUGGAUUCGAGGUCGUAGAUAUCUGCUGCAGUAGAACCAUUCUUGGUUUCUCGAAGAACCAAACAAGAAAUUUGUGUUUCUGAAUGUGAAGAACUUCAAAGAAGGUUCUUUACCAAUUUAGGGGUUCGUCCAAGAAUGUUUGGUUGACGUGGAGGUUCUUUAUACUUUAGGAAGGUCCCUCAGACUCACACGCUCAAUUAAAAAAGUUCUCUGAAGAGUAAUCCACAGGAAGAGAACCAAAAGUGGGUUCUUCUACAGCGUAACACAGAGAACCCUUGUUCUUGGCAGUGAAGGUACAGCACUUUUUGUUACCCUGUGUGAUUCACGUUCCUUUGAUCUGAUGGUAAUGAACUGAACCUGCUGACCUGUUUGAUUUCUGGACUGAAGCUCAGACAAAGCGUGUUCCUGAGAUCCGAGACCCGGUUCUGUACAUUAAGCUGCUUCUCCUUGUGUUUGUUGUGGCUGGUCUGAUCUUGUAUUGAAAGGCUUUGGAUUGUUCUGCAGACUAAUCUCUUAUUGGCUUGUGAAACUGCUAAUUAAUCAGCUCAAAUUACAGGUGUUUUAUCAAGCAAUUAAAAGGUACUGCACGAACAUUUA